AACCCAGCCUUCUUCGCGGCCACAAUACAGACAUCAAGGACCAGCAAAAAACCCUUCAUGCAGAGAGGCCCAGAAUGAUGUCGUUUGGGCAGUCUUUCUGUACCCAAACGCAACGCAGCUAAACAGGUGGGGGCUUACCCGUGAGGCGGUUCGGUGGAUUCACCGCGGCCUAGCUCAGGAACAGCGCAGCACAGGCACUCAAUUCGUCAAUGCAGCCCCCGAAUUGAGUUUGCCUUGAUGCUUCUAGAGCAAUUCGGCAGCGCUUACUCCAUCAAGAGCUCUUGAACUGGAGAAGCUGUCAAGCCGAUUGAAGCACGCCGUCGGGUGUUGCAACCUUUGCCCCUUAUCCAGUCGUCUCCUGUUUCAGACCUGGCGCGACAUCUUCCUGCCGAUUGGUACGAGCCACUGAUCGAGCCAGCCUGAAUCGCAAACGAGUUGCAUGAACAGUGGCACAAUCCAAUGCGAGGGGCCCGUUCGCGCGCGCGACGACAGGCACCUGCCUCCUGAACAGUGCCGGCGCUGGAUGGAUGGAUUUUGAGAUGGCAUUCCCACAAGCCACAGAGUGUGGUUGGUUUAAAGCCUAGUGGUGGCUUGGUUGUUAACCCCCACUCCCUGUCAGAUCGGCCUCUCGGGUCCGGGGUCGGGGCAACCUGACAGCAAUUCCAAGGUUGCAAUCGAUAAGCUUGAAACCCCUCCACGAUGCCACUGUGGCCGUCAUGACUGUCAGCUCUGAGCUCUGGGCAAGGCGAAGAGCAAAGGAGGGAGUAGAACAUCUCGAAGGCCUCCACAAAAAAAGAAAUUCGGACGAUAGCGGGAGGCCGGGCCCGUUCAAUUCGGCCUGACAGGCGGGCCAGGUGAGGACGGCCGAACAGCUGGCCCGGCCGGAUUGAGCUGGCUUCAGUUGGAGAGUGCGGACGGCAAUCAGCGGCAGAUCUGCUCGGUUGAGGUGAAAUUACAUCAUGCUCAAAAGACUGCAUGUCCAGCUGUCGAUUUGGAGCUGCAGGCAUAUUUCCACUUUGCUCCUGCUGCAUCUGCAUUUUGACUCUCCAUCUCAAAUCACCUUGUCUCAAUUUGAGCCCCCCUUGUCCGUGAGACUCACUGCUCACAACAACGUCUCCCAACCCCUGUUUGUUUCGCCCAUCGCAUCCACUCCCGCCUCGUCUCUCCUAAAUAAGCUCGGAUAGCUAAGGGUCCCUGCUUUGCUGGGCAUUUGCUGUACCUAACCUGCCAUACCCACCGCCCUUUUUUACUGGCACCCGCUGCCCAAACGUCAACAAACCUCAUCAUGUCCUCGUCUCCUCACGAGUCGUCAUCGUCUGCAGGCAAUCCUCUCGUGCAGCAGACACUCUCGUUGAUGAGCACCGCAGCGGGCUACAUGCGCCUGCCAGCCAUCGCGACUUCUGGGCUUGCAGCCUUGCUGACAGCUCUCCUGUACUUCAAGCAAAAAGCACUAAUCUACCCGGCCUCCAUCCCCGCCAACGCCCGUACUGACGUCCCCCGGCCGAGCCAAUACCACUUCAGCGACUACGAAGAGCUCAUCAUCCCCACCAACGAUGGCGAGAAGCUCUCGGCCUUUUACAUCCGGGGCCCUCGGCGAAACAACCCUAACUCGGACGUGACCGUGCUUAUGUUCCACGGCAACGCAGGUAACAUUGGUCAUCGUCUCCCCAUCGCCCGUAUGCUCAUCGCCGCCACGGGGUGCAACGUCUUUAUGCUUGAAUACCGCGGAUAUGGCAUCUCCACUGGUACGCCUGAUGAAUCAGGGUUGAACAUGGAUGCCCAGACGGCAUUGGAUUACCUGAGGGAUAGGGCCGAGACGAGAAACCACAAGAUUGUGGUGUAUGGUCAGAGUUUGGGGGGUGCGGUGGGGAUCAAGCUGGUGGCUAAGAACCAGUCCCAGGGCGGGAAGGGAGGGGAUAUUGUGGGGUUGGUGCUGGAGAAUACCUUUUUGAGCAUGAGGAAGCUGAUCCCGAGUAUUAUGCCACCGGCCAAGUAUUUGGCGUAUUUGUGCCAUCAGGUGUGGGGAAGCGAUGGGUUGAUUGGGGGGAUCAAGGUGCCGACGCUGUUUUUGAGUGGGUUGCAGGAUGAGAUUGUUCCUCCAAUCCAUAUGAAGAAGCUCUAUGACUUGAGCAACGCCCCAGUCAAGAUUUGGAAGCCGCUGCCUGGGGGAGAUCACAACUCGAGUGUGAUUGAAGAAGGGUAUUUCGAGGCCAUUGCCGAGUUUAUCAACAGGGUUGUGAGGGAAAGGAGGGAGAAGGACGAGAAGGAUGAGCUUUGAGGUCUACGUCAUGGCAGACGGGACAACAACAGAAACAGUGAGAGGAAACGGAGACACAAAACAUAGUGAUACCCCCCUAACCUUUUUUGCGGAAGAGAGAGGCGAAAGGUUACUAGAUAUACAAAAACUCAAGAGGUACAAGACAAAAAAAAUAUGAAAGAAAAGAUUGGAAC
Molecule: messenger RNA, 2451 nt
Organism: Podospora bellae-mahoneyi
Lineage: Eukaryota; Fungi; Ascomycota; Sordariomycetes; Sordariales; Podosporaceae
Gene: bem46
Product: bem46 protein, variant
Exons: 4
Coding region: 1286-2278 (330 amino acids)
Cellular component (GO): membrane
Molecular function (GO): palmitoyl-(protein) hydrolase activity
Source: RefSeq, a predicted model, not a curated record